UUACGUGACAAUGUUGAGAGACGCAGUCACUCGGUUCCUGAGUGAGUGGAAGCAUGUGUCCAUCGGUGCUCACUGGCAAGAGGUUCUGCAGUGUGAUGGAAGCCGGCACGGGCCCAGGGUGCCAAGGUGUUACCGGGGGAAAAACUGGAUGAACGUGUCUCUAGUAGAUUUUAUGGCUUGCAAAUCCAACCUGGCCUUCAAUCGACAGACCCGGAUGCUGGCGAAUCUGAGCCUGUCUGACUGUUACAGAAAGAAAUCGAACCUCAGCCUCGAACAGAGAGACGAGAUAAUGCUAGCGAGCGCCAAGUACAAUCUAGCAAAGUUCUUUCGUUUUUUUGGAUUGCAAGAAAAUGAAUUUGAAAGCGCUCGAUUAUUUGAAGCUACUUUCCCCGGCAUAAAGUUUAAACAAGAGGCUUUUAUGCAAAACGUAACCACGGCUCAGAGAGCUCUUGAUAGUCUGACCGAUUUCGAGAGAAAAAAGAUUUUGAGACUGAACCACCUGGACGUACGGUUACUUCAGUUUGCAAGAGCUUUAUUUCUAGAAAGAUUAAAACGUGUUAAAAUAGGGGUUGAUCCGGACAAAGCACAAAAAAGAAUGACGAAAGAUCAUGAUAAUAUACAAGAUUUGUCAGUAAAAGAGAAACUUGGCGCACAGAUGUCUACGUUCAAAUAUAUAAUUGCCUAAAAGUCGCCACUGUACAUAAUUUUUAUAAAGGCGUUUUGCUUCGUUUAUCGAGUUGAGGUUCAUAUAGAAAAAUCUUUACUCUUGCAUUAUGUGUAAAGAUGUGCCAAUCUUAAAAAAAAAAAAGCACACACUCGGUGCUUUAAAAGAACGAAACUAAGAAGGCUACACCACACCACCACUAAGCUUUGAGGGAAAGGGGGGGGGGGGAGAUUGAUUCCAAACUUUAAAUAGAGUUGAGGUCCAUAUUGAAAACUAAGUCAGUUAUAAUCGUAACAAGUUAGUUAAUAAGGUAAUCACAAUAUGCGUGGACGCACUUUACUGCUACUGGUUAAUUUUUCCUGCUUUUACUCGACCAUGGAAGAGUGAAUAUUGCUUGUAAUUGUCCUGUUCAACGGCUAAAGUUUGUGCUUACUGAAAUAUACCGAAUUUCUUUAUACACGUAUGUUAUUAUUAGGUUAUCCUCUCUCGCUCCAAAGCAAAGAAACAAACAAAAAUAUCCACAUCUACCUUACCCUGCCCUCUUUUUCUUUUGCAAGAUAUAUUUUGUCUAAAAUUGUUCAGCUGAUACACCUCUGUUUAUCGCACUAUGGCACUGUUGAGUAUAGAGAUGAAUGCCGCAGGCUGCUCUGAAGUUCAAAUAUUAGUGGGUUCAGAUUUUCAGUCGUGUGACAGGGAAUUAUUACAUUUGGGCUUUCUCCUGGUUCACCUGGGUGGCGAAUAAUUAAUCGUUCAGCUUUUGUAGUGAUAACGAAAUCCCUUUGUCGGAGUUAAUGUGUGUUGAGCGUAGAAAGUAAUACAAAAAAAUAAGUCAGCGUAUUCUAUUAUAAUUUAUAAGUAACGCUUAGUACCAAGGCGUGAUGUAGUUUCAUCCUACCGUAAAAACAUGUGUGUUUCUUCUAUUAAAAUGUAUUAGAGACUUAAAAAGGGCGGUUCAAAACGUUUAUAUAUACGGCACUUACUGUACGUUGAGUUUUGUAUAUAAAACCUUGCAAUCUUUUGUAGGAGUCCAAUUUGUUCAGUUUAGCCAUUUUAAAUAAAUUAUAAAAUUUGCUGAGAAUGUAAGAAGUUGUAAACAAUGGGCAACAAGCCUUAAGACAGGGAAUCAGAGUGAUUUUUCAGUGUAGCACACUUUAUAUUUCUUUACAUCGGGUUGCCUACAUCACUGUUUUAAAACAUUCAUAACCAACAUAUCUGACCUCUACUUUCCGUUCUC
This is a messenger RNA of Aplysia californica (California sea hare), 1898 nucleotides long. RefSeq names its product heparan-sulfate 6-O-sulfotransferase 3-B. Lineage: Eukaryota; Metazoa; Mollusca; Gastropoda; Aplysiida; Aplysiidae. Gene Ontology annotation, cellular component: membrane. The record is from RefSeq and is a predicted model, not a curated record. Gene Ontology annotation, molecular function: heparan sulfate 6-sulfotransferase activity. The coding region runs from base 11 to 685 and encodes 224 amino acids. The transcript is spliced from 2 exons.